AUGACCAAGAAAUUGCAAGGAGAGAAAACUCCGAAGAAUAUUAAUGCUACUCUCAAGGAAUUGUUUGGGAUCAUUCCUGGGGAUGGGGAUCCACUGCAGGAGCGAGGCACUUACACAUGCAGACGGUGUGCCGUCGUGGGCAACUCUGGGAACCUUCGGCAGUCUCAGUAUGGCCAAGAUAUUGACUCCCAUGACUUUGUGCUCAGAAUGAACCGUGCCCCCACCACUGGCUACGAAUCAGAUGUUGGGAGCAAGACCACUCACCACUUCGUUUACCCUGAGAGCUACAAAGAGCUGGCAGAAAACGUGAGCAUGAUCCUGAUCCCGUUCAAAACCCUGGACCUGCGCUGGGUUGUCACCGCUCUCACCACAGGCACCAUCAACUUCACAUAUGUUCCAGUUCCACGGAAAAUCAAAGUCAAAAAAGAAAAGAUCCUGGUUUAUAAUCCAGCUUUUAUGAAAUACGUCUAUGAAAACUGGCUCCAGAAUCAUGGGAGAUACCCCUCCACAGGCCUUCUGUCUUUGAUAUUUGCACUCCACGUAUGCGAUGAGGUGAAUGUGUACGGUUUUGGAGCAAACAGCAAAGGACACUGGCAUCACUACUGGGAAAACAACGCUUCAGCUGGGGCUUUCCGGAAGACAGGUGUCCAUGACGGGGAUUUUGAGUUCAAUGUAACUUUGACUCUUGCCUCCAUUGAAAAAAUAAAUUUUUUCAAGGGCAGAUGACCCUGGCCAUGGGGAGAAGUGGGGGCUGCAAUUUCCAACAUGCAGCAGAACAAAGCUCAGUGAAGAUGAUCUGGGCGCCAGCCGGGUUUUAAUGCAUGAAUCUGCGGUGGAUUCAGAGCGUCUCACUGCUGCAAUGCUCACCGCAGGGAGCUCGGCCGAGGACCGGCUUCCACGCUGCACAUGAUUUCCUAUCUACAGAUAGCUGGGAACUACCAAUCAGUUGUGGGAAUAAAUGAAUUUCUGCUUAGGCUCUACGGCUUGAUUCUUGAAUUACUGAUGAAAGAUCUGCCUGUUGCAAUUAGGGGAAGCCUGGGCACAGGAACUGCUGUUUGUGUGUCUGUUCUUUCCUCGAGUAAGGCAGGAGAUCCUAGAAGAAGAGUGAAAACGACUUCUGGGACUUGAGACCUGCUAGGGCAGCUGUGAACAUCAUAGUAAGGAUUACCUCAAAGAAAUGAAUUCACUUCUGCUGAUCAUCUUUUUGAACUGUCUCUUCUGUUUCCUCUAUUACUUCUGGUUUUAUGCUGUAUUAAGCAAAAACAUGAUGAAGUUGCCUGGAGUAGUAAAUUUUUCAGCCAUUGCCUCAUUCUGCAUUGAUAGCAUCUAGAAAAUAUGGAUCAAAUCAUCUCUGAUCAUAUAUUAUUUAAUAUUGCUUCCUAU
Fulmarus glacialis (Northern fulmar) is the source of this 1383-nucleotide messenger RNA. Its product is annotated as CMP-N-acetylneuraminate-beta-galactosamide-alpha-2,3-sialyltransferase 1. The transcript has 6 exons. Bases 1 to 726 code for a protein of 241 amino acids. Gene Ontology annotation, molecular function: beta-galactoside (CMP) alpha-2,3-sialyltransferase activity. The record is from RefSeq and is a predicted model, not a curated record. NCBI's taxonomy places the organism in Eukaryota, Metazoa, Chordata, Aves, Procellariiformes, Procellariidae.